Molecule: messenger RNA, 596 nt
Organism: Racocetra persica
Lineage: Eukaryota; Fungi; Glomeromycota; Glomeromycetes; Diversisporales; Gigasporaceae
Source: the annotation of a GenBank genome assembly
AUGUUGAAGACACUGAUCGACAAUAUGACCACCUGUAUCAAGAUGAUUGCGUUGCUGUUAUAGCUAUCAUUCUUGGUCACGUAAAUUUGUGCGCAUGCCUUUGUUUGAUAUAUUCGGCAUUCUCAAGGUGGCGUGCAAGUUCUUUAUCAAUAUCAACUCGUAUUCCAUUAUAUUUCAGUAUUCUUGAAGUAUGCCAAUCUUUCAAUAUAGGAGGAAUUAGCAAUUCGAUUUUAUAUUUGAUGAACGAAGGCAUCCCAAGUCACGAUAAUUUGCGUCCAAUUUCGGAACGAAUACAUACAACAAUCACAACAAAAAUAGAACGUCUAUCUACUUUUAAUACCUCGACAUUAAGUAUUUCUCCAAAGUCUAUUACUGUACCAAUGGCUGUUUUUAUUCCAUCUAUAUUCAAUCCAGAUAAUCCUACUUUCGGUUGUGAUUCUAUUUAUGGAAUUAAUUUAAAUAUUGACGACUAUAAUGAAAAACAGCAACAAUCCGAUAGAGAUAAGAAAAAUAGAUAUCUAUCUGAUACUGAUAGUUCUAUUCAAACUGAUACAUCCGAUAUCGAGGAAGAAAUUUACUUAGCAAUAAGACGUUAA